This is a messenger RNA of Protopolystoma xenopodis, 234 nucleotides long. The record is from the annotation of a GenBank genome assembly. NCBI's taxonomy places the organism in Eukaryota, Metazoa, Platyhelminthes, Monogenea, Polystomatidea, Polystomatidae.
AUGCCUCAAAUUCCUCCACGCAGUCAACCAUUCUGUCUCAUUGCGGGUACACUCAUCGUCGCCCCAAAUGGAAGUCGUCGUGCCGUCUGGCCAAUCACAGAUGACUGUCUGAAUAUCGUCGGAGGUGGACCUAUUCGGAAGAUAGCCGCUUGUUGUAAUAAUAGAUGCAGGCGCUGCCGCUCCAUAGUGGGAGUGGUUGGCUUGCGUGCUCGCAUCAGUCGACCUACCGAUUAG